This is a messenger RNA of Phlebotomus papatasi, 2994 nucleotides long. RefSeq lists its product as uncharacterized. The record is from RefSeq and is a predicted model, not a curated record. Lineage: Eukaryota; Metazoa; Arthropoda; Insecta; Diptera; Psychodidae. Bases 2074 to 2958 code for a protein of 294 amino acids. The transcript is spliced from 2 exons.
CAAAUGGAGACAAGGAAAAGUUUCUAAUUGGAGACAAAUACUGUAAAUGAAACCGCGACAAAAGGCGUCAAAAACCUUGUUGAGUUGCUCUUGAGUGCAGGAUUUGUUCUUAUUCUUGGUCUUUUCUCCUUUCCCACCUAAAACAAUAAGAAAAUCUCUCCAAAAAUAUCAUAUUUCCGGGGUUUCCUAUUGAAGCAUUUGCAGACAUUUCAGAAAAACCUUUUUGUUCACGAAAUAGGUAAUUAUUUCAUUUGAAAACUUCACGUACCGUUAACAAUAAAGAUUAGCACUUAAUUUAACCAAAAUUAUCCAGAAAUAUGACAUAAAUGUUAAACAAAAUGAAUAAACAACAGUCACUUUAUUGUGUUUUUCAUUGGAUGAAAAAUUCGAUAGUGAAAAAGUACACUCUUAAUUUUUCUGAGUAAUUAACAAAUUAAAAUUUGUGAAUAUGAAUGGAUUUUCACUUUAUUUGGAGCAAAAUUAACUAAAUAAUGAAACUGUGGUAUAGAAAAUAUAUAAAUAUAAUAAUUUAGUACUGUAUUUAUUUAUGAUGAAAACAAUUACGUUUCCAUUUGGAGUAGCGAAAAAUUUCCAUUUGGAGCAGUUGUUGAAUUAGCUUAAUUUGUUUUUUCUUUUGAAAAAAUCAUAUUUUCCUCAAUUUUUGCAAUUAAAUAUUGCCAUUUUUCCUGAAACAGCUAUCGAUUUAUUAUGCUCACAUUCGGUCACAACUAUUGUAAUUGAUCGCGAAACUGAAUUUUUCUACAUAUUUAAGUUUUUUAUGGUAAAUAAAGUUGCAGAAGCAUUAAAAAAUCGUUUUAAAAGAUGUGGCUCCCCUACUUAGUAAGUUCAAUGAUGGUUUUAAAAAUACUACAAAAAAUUCUAUUAGAAACAUUUUUAUUAGACCAAUGCUGUAUUGGUCUAAUAAAACAUUUUUGGAUUAUAAAUUUUCUGAAGCGCAUUUUUGCGCAAAAAUUACUCUUAUUAUCGCGUAAUAAUAGCAAAUUAACAAAUUAUUGUUUUUCUUAAUACUGCACAUUUUUUUUUUUAAAUCAAAAAUUUAUUCGAUUUGAUGAUUUAUUUUUUAAAUUAAAAUGAUUCGUGUUAAUAUUUUUUACAAGAGAGAUUUUAAAUAUCUUUAAAGUCAGUAAAAUGUGCCAAUUAGUUGGAAAUCAUUUUGCGUCGACUGUAUCAUUAAAUGAAAAUGAUAUAGGCUCUAAUUUCAUAUGUUCUUAGUCUUUUAGUAUUUAAAUGAGUUUCCGAAGUUUUUUCAAUAUUUCUCGAUUUUAGAAUUGAUGAAAUGUUAACUCUUUCCGGACCGCAGCAUAUGCUGCAAGCCAAUUUCACAAUUUUUAAUCAAAAAUAUCUAAUCUCAGGAAUUAAUUGAGGUCCUACAAAAAAUAUCUUACAUUUGGAUAUCCUUAUAGUUUGUAAUCAUCCACAAGAAUCGGAUUUUUAUCAGUUCUCAAUAAUUAAAAAACAUUAUUUUUCACAGAACAUUCAUAUGCUUCAUUGGGUACUACAGUCUCAAAAGAGACGAAAGAGUUAAAAGAGCCGAAUUUGCGAGAGUCUACUGGAUAUGUGACGAUACAUCAGUAACACAAUAACAUGUGGGCUCUAAAGCAAAUUUAAUAAAAAUAAAAACGUCGUAAUAUUAGUGAUUUUUCUGAUGACACCCAAAUAGAUCACAGAUUAUUGGAGGAUUAAUAAUUAUGAAGGCUUCUUGGGCCAAAGUUUUAAGAGUCAUUUUAUUAUGUUAUUAUUAUUUUAUUAAUCUAAAAACAUUCAGUCUUGUCUAGAAGAUCUCCCACUCUCCCACCCCAAUUGAUGAAAUCCACGUGCUGUUUUCGAAAAGCAUGCUUUGAAAUGUCAAAUUUUUGUUUAUACCCAGCUGGUCAAGUCAAUGUUUACAAAAAUAAUCACUUCGUACCGGUACUGGUACUAUUUCUGAAUGGAAUUUCACCCGACUUGCCUGACUAUAUUUUCGAACCACACACAAAAACUAACGGUGUGAAAUGUCAUCUUCCCGCGGAGGUUUUCUUUUGACAGAUAAACAAAGUAAUAAAUUUUAAAAUUAUGGACAAAAAGGACGCAAUAUGGAAUUGGAGGCACUACAAAUCUGUGAAAAGAUCAACGGCUGCUCAAAUGGCAGCUCUUGUGGAGUUUAUGGAAGUGCAUCAUCAACCCGUAGAGUCUGGCAGUAUUCUUAAACAAGACAAUUGGAAGGAAUUAGCAAAUCAACUGAAUAUGUUGGGACCACCGAGAAAGUCCGCAAAGGAAUGGAGGAAGGUUUGGAAUGAUUUUACCAGCGAAAUAAGAAAGAAAGUGCGUACAAUAGAAGCACUGAGGAAGGGUUCACUUACCAUUGAAGCCCAGAUCAAUAAAAAGAGAUAUCCAUCAUUGACUCUCCUCCAGCAUCGAGCUUUGAGAUUCCUUCAAAGCAGAAUAGGACCACAAGGAGGGUCAUACACAACAAAUCCAGAAACAUCCAAAGUUCUCAAUGCAGAGAAGGAUGAACUGGAGGAGAAGAAGGAAGAAAUGGAAGAUGAGGCUUCAAAUCAAGAUCCACUGAUACUGGAGAAAGUGGAAGAAAUUGAAAUUUUGGAUAUGAAUGCUGACUUGGAAAAUGAUGACUAUGAUACUGAUCAUAUGGAUCACAUGGAUCCGAUGGAUCCCAUGGAACAAGAAUCUGAGUCUGCUCCUGCUGAGACACAAAAUGCAGAAGUGAAAAGUCCUAUAAGAGACCUCUGCCAGCAGACUCUACUGGCUAUUGAAGAAUCCAACAGACUUUACCGGCAUACUUUCCGGGAAAUCAAGCAUACAAUUGACUUUGCCCUGAAAGAAUUGAUAACGACGCAAAAUGAGAGAUUGGCCAUUGAAAGGGAAAAUUUGAAAGUCAAGCAGGAGAAAGUCAAUUUGAUGAGGGAAAAACUGGAGAUACUGAAAAAAAGCAAAAUGUAAAAUUGAGUUAAGUAAAAUAUUUCCAAAAAACAAAAA